AUUGGUCCUUCCUGGAGGCUGGCUAUAGGAACACUUAGUCAUCAGCACUCAGGAGAUCUCUUUGGGACUGGGCACAAACUUGGCGGUUUAUCUCCUAGCUCUUUGUGCCUGGGAUUAGCUGUAGUACUUGGGCUUUGGGAAGGCUGAUGCAGUUUGACAAAAUAUAAUCCUAGAUUUGCCGUUGCCUCUCAGCUUAUGAAAAACAGAUGUCUUAAUGUUCUGGAACUUAACACAGAAUGGAAAUUGCCAACUAGAGAGCUUUUUGGACUGAGAACAUUGAGUUAAGACAAUUCGGAAUCCAGCCAGAAGGGGGUUUUUCCCUCCUCUUGUCUAUUUUUACUGCGUAACUGAUAGCCGUCCAAGGACUGACCUUCCUCCCUCCUUCAGUCCAUCCCUCUCACUCUGAAAUGGGAGGGGAUAGAGCAGCUUCACCUUGAGAUACCAUCAGAAGGAGAGAUUGCAGCUGCAACCCAAAAGAGGGAGAGAAAGAGAGAGAGAGAGAAAAGAAUGAAAGAAGAGAAAAGGAAUGUCUCAUGAUUGUCUGACUGAUUUUUGAAAAAAGCAGCAUACAACCCUUCCGUAGCAGGCAGGGGGACGAGAAGGAGAGAGAAAGAGAAGAUAGCAACAGCUUUCUCCUGGGGACUUGUGUGUAUGUGGUUUUUUUUCCUAAGUGCACAGCAUCGUGCAGGGUAAAAGGAAUCAGGACCCGUAUGCCAAUGGUCUAGGAUGGCCAGUGAAGGCUCUAACAUCCCCAGUCCUGUGGUGCGGCAGAUUGACAAGCAGUUUCUGAUUUGCAGCAUAUGCCUGGAACGUUACAAGAACCCCAAGGUACUUCCCUGUCUGCACACUUUCUGUGAGAGGUGUUUGCAGAACUACAUCCCCGCACACAGUUUAACACUGUCUUGCCCCGUGUGCCGCCAGACCUCCAUCUUGCCAGAGAAAGGGGUUUCAGCACUCCAAAACAACUUCUUCAUCACAAACCUAAUGGACGUGCUGCAGCGAACACCAGGCAGUAAUACUGAGGAGUCUUCCAUCCUGGAGACAGUCACCGCUGUGGCUGCAGGAAAACCUCUUUCUUGCCCAAACCAUGAUGGAAAUGUGAUGGAAUUUUACUGCCAGUCUUGCGAGACUGCCAUGUGUCGAGAGUGCACGGAAGGGGAGCACGCUGAACACCCCACCGUUCCACUCAAGGAUGUGGUUGAACAGCAUAAAGCUUCCCUUCAAGUCCAGCUCGAUGCUGUCAACAAAAGGCUCCCAGAGAUAGACUCUGCGCUUCAUUUCAUAUCUGAAAUCAUCCACCAGCUAACUAACCAAAAGGCCAGCAUAGUAGAUGACAUCCAUUCCACCUUCGAUGAGCUCCAGAAGACUCUAAAUGUGCGCAAGAGUGUGCUGCUCAUGGAGCUGGAGGUGAAUUAUGGCCUUAAACACAAAGUCCUUCAGUCACAACUGGAUACUCUGUUGGAGGGACAGGAGAACAUCAAAAGCUGUAGCAACUUCACUGCUCAGGCCCUCAACCACGGCACUGAAACAGAAGUCUUACUAGUUAAGAAACAGAUGAGCGAGAAGCUCAAUGAACUUGCCGAUCAAGACUUCCCUUUGCAGCCUAGGGAAAAUGAUCAGCUGGAUUUCAUCGUAGAGACUGAAGGACUUAAAAAAUCGAUUCACAACCUGGGGACUAUUUUAACCACCAAUGCUGUGGCCUCUGAGACAGUUGCUACAGGUGAAGGCCUGAGGCAGACUGUGAUUGGACAGCCUAUGUCAGUUACUAUAACAACCAAGGACAAAGAUGGGGAGCUGUGCAAAUCCGGGAAUGCCUACAUCACUGCUGAACUGAGUACUCCUGAUGGCAGUGUGGCGGAUGGAGAAAUACUUGACAAUAAAAACGGUACUUAUGAGUUCUUGUAUACUGUACAGAAGGAAGGAGAUUUUACCCUCUCCCUGAGGCUCUAUGACCAGCACAUUCGAGGCAGCCCAUUUAAACUCAAAGUGAUUCGGUCAGCAGAUGUGUCUCCCACGACUGAAGGUGUCAAGAGGCGUGUUAAGUCUCCAGGAAGUGGUCACGUGAAACAAAAAGCUGUUAAAAGACCUGCAAGCAUGUAUAGCACUGGAAAAAGAAAAGAGAAUCCCAUUGAAGAUGAUUUGAUCUUUCGAGUAGGUACCAAAGGAAGAAAUAAAGGAGAGUUUACAAAUCUUCAGGGGGUAGCUGCAUCUACAACGGGAAAGAUAUUAAUUGCAGACAGCAACAACCAAUGUGUGCAGAUAUUUUCCAAUGACGGCCAGUUCAAAAGUCGUUUUGGUAUCCGCGGACGGUCUCCUGGCCAGCUGCAGCGGCCAACAGGGGUUGCUGUUCAUCCUUGUGGGGAUAUAAUCAUUGCAGAUUAUGAUAAUAAAUGGGUUAGCAUUUUCUCUUCUGAUGGGAAGUUUAAGACAAAAAUUGGAUCAGGAAAGCUGAUGGGACCAAAAGGUGUGUCCGUGGACCGCAAUGGACACAUCAUAGUGGUGGACAACAAAGCAUGCUGCGUGUUCAUCUUCCAGCCCAAUGGGAAAAUUGUGACCAGGUUUGGUAGCCGAGGAAAUGGGGACAGGCAGUUUGCAGGUCCUCAUUUUGCAGCUGUUAACAGCAACAAUGAAAUUAUUGUUACAGAUUUUCAUAAUCAUUCAGUCAAGGUAUUUAAUCAAGAAGGAGAAUUCAUGUUGAAGUUUGGUUCUAAUGGAGAAGGCAAUGGACAGUUUAAUGCCCCAACAGGGGUAGCAGUAGAUUCAAAUGGAAAUAUCAUUGUAGCGGACUGGGGAAACAGUAGAAUCCAGGUUUUCGAUGGGAGUGGAUCAUUUUUAUCCUACAUUAACACAUCUGCUGAUCCACUUUAUGGUCCCCAAGGCUUGGCCUUAACUUCGGAUGGUCAUGUUGUAGUGGCAGACUCUGGAAAUCACUGUUUCAAGGUCUAUCGAUACUUGCAAUAACAGCAGGUAUCUGAGUAACCCUAAGCCACUGUCCUGUACUAUAACCUGGACUGGAUUUUUCCAUGCAGAACCUAACUGCAACUAGACUGAGUUCAUUUUCAUGUCUGAAGGAAUCUCCAUUGGAUUUGUUCACAGUGGUUUCAAAAUGUGACUGUUUACUUAAGACUAUAAGACUGCAUCUCUGAUUUCUGUAACUCAUCUUUAGCAUUUUAAAAAGAAAACUCUCUUUUCCCGAAUCCUUUAAAACAGCAGAAUCUCAAACCUGUGAACUUUGGCUGGUAGAACAGGAAUUUGCAUAGCUGAUGACUCAUUUUUUGACUCAGACAAACCAAGGUGGAAAAACUAAAGCAUUUGAAGAUGUUGAUUAAACCUGUGAAUGGUAGCUUUUGCUCAGAGCUUCCACAUAUAAAAUUUACUGUAGAUAUAUGUUAUUUAACCCAGAUGUAAGAUCUGGGAGUGUUCUAGACCUCAGCUUUCAUGGUAAGUAUUACUCGUGGUGUUCUUCAGUCAUCUUCAUCAGCAACUAUAGCUAAAUAGGUUCCUUUUACAAAGUAAGGCUGCCUUGCAAAAUCCUUAUUGCUCUGAUUGUCGGGCCCAAGAUGCCUUGACAUUAGCACUAUAAGAAUCAAUGCAAAUUUCCCAUUUAUUUGGGAACAGAUCAAAGACCUUUUCUGUGUGUUCUUUUCACCUUCUUUUGCUCACCUGGUAGCAGAACACAAAGUAUGCUUGGCAGGGGGGCACCUGAUAUUCCUAAGGCUUUGAAAUCAUUGUCACACUAUAGUAGUUAAUGCUACCUUUCAAUAAACAAGUAAUCCCAUUAACACAAAAUGAACAUAUUGGGUUAUAAUAACAAAAAAAGCCAGUUUUUCCAUGUGUGCCAUGCUCCCACAUUCAUCCUUUGGUCAUGCCACAAAAGUGUAAGCUCUGCCUUCCGCAACCCAUCAGCACAAAUGGUAGGACACACAGUAUCGCCUAGGACAGAGAGCCAUAAAAGUAGCCCUUGGAGGACAUGGGGUGGUCAGCCAAAAGUAUGUAAGUGAUCAAUGAAUGGUUUCAACAUUAAAAGCAAGUGUUACCAAAGUUGUGUUACCUUAAGAACAUUACAGGUAAGAGCAUGUUAUGGUUAUUUAUCACUGUCUGAUGAAUAGAAAGGUUAAAGGAUUCUGUGUACAUGGUUAUAGGAUAAGGUAGAGUGUAUUAUAUAUAUACAUUUAUA
This is a messenger RNA of Phascolarctos cinereus (koala), 4177 nucleotides long. The record is from RefSeq and is a predicted model, not a curated record. NCBI's taxonomy places the organism in Eukaryota, Metazoa, Chordata, Mammalia, Diprotodontia, Phascolarctidae.